AUGUGGCUCCCCCCGGCAUUUUAUGGGAAAGGAGUUCCUAGUGCAAUCCCAGUAGGGAGGAAAUCGCCCGGGAAUCCGCGGAGGUGGCCUCUUAGAAAGAUCGCCGAGAGGGGAGGAGCCCGGAUUGUCCUGGAAGAACAGCAUGGCCCCAUCCGGGAAGUCACAGCCCGCGGGAGGCUGCGGCUGGCGGCUCAGGUCCUGGGGGUGGCAGGCGCCGGGGCAGCCGGCCUCCCUAGCUGGGGCCUGCGCGCCUGGGAGCCGGCUCAGUGUGCAAGUACAACACGCACGGCCGGCCCGGCAUCUGUGGCCUCCGCCCUCGCGCCACGGCUCGCGGGGUGGUCGCCUGAGCCGAGCAGGGCAGGUCCUCGCCUGAGGUCGGCUCCUGCAGCCCUGGGCCUCCGCGAGGCGCGGCAGCCCCUCCCCCGCCGGAGCCCGCGCUUCCGCCCGAGACCCGGCGGCGGCCGUGACCGUGGCCGCGCCGCGCCUUCCGCCUCCUGGCUGCCGCCGCCCGCCCACCCGCGCUCGCGCUCGCGCCGCGCCCCAGCCCCGGGGCCUCCGCCAUGUGACUGA
Ochotona princeps (American pika) is the source of this 570-nucleotide messenger RNA. RefSeq names its product protein FAM246C-like. The record is from RefSeq and is a predicted model, not a curated record. Lineage: Eukaryota; Metazoa; Chordata; Mammalia; Lagomorpha; Ochotonidae. The transcript has a single exon. The coding region runs from base 1 to 570 and encodes 189 amino acids.